UUAGAAUGACAAACCAAUGAUGUUCAUUUGUUUACUUGAUGGCCAAAUCCCAUGUAGGUCAGGCCCAUUCAACUCUUUUAUUUUAUGGUUAGCGGUUAGCCCAUUAGAUACCAUGCAUUAGUUUAUUGUUAAAUUUUUUAUUUUUAACAAUAAAAAGGAGUAUUAGUUUUUCCUUUUCAUAUAUAUUUUAUCACCACGGAGAAAUAAAAGGGUUUAAAGAAAAAAAAUUGACACUCCUGGACCCGUUUAAAUUCGCAUGUGUACGGUAAGUUGGCCCGUUCCACAGAGGAAAGAGAAAAAAAUUGACACUUCCUAUUCUACCUUUCCUACAAACACUCAUGGAGCAGGGAAUUUGAAAUGGGGGAAGGGUUUUUUCCUCCCUGCUAUUAUAUGUUUUUAAUUUAAAAAGAUACAACAAAUGUGCUUAGUGUGAUUGGUUAUUAUUCUUGCUUUUCUUUAAAAUGGUCAUGGUUCGAAUCCCAGUACGUGUCUUUUUAAUGAAUAAAAAAAGUAAUUGUGAAGACCAAAAUGUCCUUCCUACUUUCACUCUCGUUGCAAGAAAUUUGAAAUGGAGCUCCCGUUUUUCCCUUCGACGUAUUAUAUUAUGUGUAGAUGCAUUAAUCUUAGGGGUGGGAAACUGUAGAUGUUUCGAUCGAACUGAAAUUAUGAAUACCGGGUCCCCGAAUUCUCCCAAACCUCUAAUCGAAUUCGAAUCGAAUUAUAAUUUGGUUCGGUUUUUCACACAAAAUCGAUUUUGUGAAGCUACUUGUAUCUUCUCACUUUUAAUUCGGUUUUUCGGGUUUUCGGUUUUUCGGCGGAAAUUCGAUUCGGUUGAAAGAACCCUGGUUUCCGAACUAUCCAUAUUUUCCUUCUGAAUUCCGAACCGAAUAGCAUUAAUUCGGUUUCGGAUCGUUUCGGGUUUACCGAACCGGUUGCCAGCAAAAUGUGGUUAAAGGUGCACCGCGAUUAAUGGCGUCACCAACCGAUGUAACCGCGACUGUGUGACUAAUUGCAGUUAAACAAAAAACCGUUUGGACUUUUGAUGUCGACGAGCAGAGCAAAUGUGGAGAGGAACUGAGGUUGACCGUCUGAGCUUCUGAGGAAAUCGAGCUUGCCACUGCGGCGUGUGUUGUGCCGAUGAGCGUCGAUCGCUGAACUCGAAUCGAGCAGGGAUGGUGGAGAGGCGGGAAGAUUUUCUGGUCUCUGCCUCUCUGGGAUUUUCUAGACAAGAAGGGACGGUGGCGUGGCGGAGGGAUUUUCAAGGGAUCAAGGACGGUGGAGCCGUGGCAGUGGGAUUUUCUGGACGAGGUCGAGAAGGGACGGUGGCACAGGGAACUAGGGUUUUCUUUUGAAUUUGGGAAUGAGGUCGAGAAAGAAGUCGCAGACGCAGCCACGCAGGGGAAAUGGGAACUAGGGUCUAGGAAGGCCGGAAGGGGUCGGGUCGGCGGUGGCUACUGGGUCUGGGGUAGGGUUGCUUAUUGGGCUGGUCUGGAAAAUGAGUGGUGGGUUGGGUUGCAGUUAGCAAUGCAGUUAGGUGUAUUUGCGAUUUCGGUUGCGAUUAAACCGCAAAACACUAACUAGAAAAGUAAAUGCUUGAGAUUGAGUGAGAAGGGCUCUGUUCUCGUUAGCGCACCACAUCGUGCGUGGUGUUGAAUGAGCCCCUCCCUCUGGCCCACUUAUUGGUCGAUUCGGCUGGCAUUCACUCCUCUCCCUUCGCCCUUCGCCCUUCUCCAUUAAUAUCUCCUACCACGACCGUAAAAGAGGUUGUUUUUGUGGUUGGUUAACCACUAACCACGAUUUUUCGGUGCGGUUACCAGUUUAACUGCAAAACCGCAACCGAAUUCACAACCCUAAUUAAUCUGCACGCUUCCAAUUAUGCAUUAAUCCGCCCAAACGUUGAGAAUCAGGGGUGGUAUUCUGUCGGUAUUUGGCUAAACCAGUUACCGACUUACCAGUUAACAGUAUUACCGAAAUGCCAAAAGUUGUUACCAACAACUAGUACCCAGUAAUCGGUUAACCGGCUAACCGAUUUACCGGUUAGCCAAAAACUCGGUAAGCAAGAGGGACUAAAUACUUGCACCGGUUAAUUGAGUACAUUCUCAGGUCCUCUUCAUCUUCUCUCCUUCUCCCUUCGAUCAUGCGAUUCACAAAACAAAACAAAACAAAUGCAAAAGGAUGGUCGCUGAUCGAAUCUCCCAACCUCUAUUCGACAAAACCAAACUGCCGCUAGAUGAAUUUUUCUUCCUCUUUUGCCUAGUUGGGCGCAUAUAAGAUCACUGAUGGAGGAGCCGCGGUUUAGGCGAGGAUUGGCGAGGGUCGAAUAUUUGUGGGGUCAAAGAUGCCAUCGUUGGCCGUGGGAGUUGUUGGGUUCGUCGGGAUAGAUGGCAGAACUAUGGUGGUCCAGCGGUGCUGCCCGCUUUCGCUGUCAAUUUUAUCCUCACCGUCAUCGCAACACCUUUGUGGACUCUCUGCAUGCGUGAGGGAGAUAGAGAGUCGUCGUGCCGAAUCUACAAAAUCUCGUUAGGCCUAUAAAAUUGCGUCAGAUCUGUUAUUGCUUCUGCUCGCCGAAUUUGCAAAACUCGUCGGAUCUGCUUGGCCUUGCUGACCAUUUCACCGGAUCUGCUGUUGUUUCCUUCUCAAUCAUCUUCUCUCUCAUUCUAGUGACCCAUCCAUACACCCACCCACCUUUCCUUUCUCGGCUGAGCCUCUUCCUUCUUCCUCCUUGUGCACCUAGUUGAGGAAGAAGACAAGACGAAGAUAAAAGGAAAGUUUUAUAGGCAAGGGAAGGGUCUAGGGUGGGUGAGUUUCGGUAUAUUUGGUAUACCGAUUAACCGCCGGUAACUAACCGGGGAGGAUUCGAAAUACCGAGAAUAGAAAUUUUGUUGUCGACAACCAUAUCCUUCGGUUAACGGUAUAACCAGCAAUCGCCGGUUAUCGGUUAUAUCGUUAACCGGCAAACUGAAUAUCACCCCUAUUGAGAACCCACCACCAUUAGUCAUUUGUCGUUUAAUAAGAAAAUAAUUAAAUAGGUUAAAUAUAAAAUAAUUAGUUAAUUAUGUAAUCAAACGUUGAUGGUCUUACAACUCAGACCUAUCUCUCUUAACAACGUGUGUCUAAAAGCCAUACGAAUAUCAUCACCAACCGUUUGAAGCCUAUCAUGAGAAAGCUGGUUUUCCCUCGCCAAAGCAGCUUCAUUCCAUGGAGAGAAACCACGGAUAAUAUCAUUGUCCUUCAAGAAGCUCUCCACACUCUCAGGAAGAAGAAAGGGAAAAGGGGAGGGAUCGUGAUGAAGAUUGACCUCGAGAAGCAUAUGACUGGCUAUGAUGGGAGUUCUUGCGAGAUACUCUUCAAGAAAUUGGCCUCUCCAGUUCCUAGAUUAGUUGCAUAAUGAACUGUGUGGAAAACAACAAGAUGCGGCUUCUCUAGAAUGGAGAUCUCUCUCAAACCAUCACCCUGUCGAGAGGAGUUCGCUAGGGAGUCCCUCUUUCCCCUUACCUUUUGUUUUGUGUAUGUAAUGGCUUCCUCACAAGAUCGAUCGGGCUAUCCAGGACAAGGUUUAGAAAUCGCUGAAACUAUUCAGAAAUGGCCCGACCCUUUCUCACCUCUUUUUUGAAGACGACCUAGUUUUGUUUGCAGAAGCCGAAAGCUGGCAGUUUAUAAGAAUCAUAAAACAAUUCCUGGAUGAAUUCUCCAGCAGCUCGGGUCAAAGAGUGAACUAACACAAAUGCUCAAUGUUCGUGUCUACCAACACCCCUAGAUGGCAGGCUCAGGCUCACAUUGGUCGCAUGGAGAUCCCCCUCACGGUUGAUCUGGGUAGAUAUAUGGGAGUCAUGGCUAUCCAUGGUCGAGUGACCCGGGGCAGAUACCAGGAUCUUAUUCUCAAGAUUUAGAGAAAAUUGGUGUCGUGGAAACCCAAGCACCUCUCCAUUGCAACUCGCAUUACUCUAGUUAAAGCGGUAGCUUCUUCUAUCCGCAUCUAUCCUAUGCAGGUAAGCUUCUGCCUAAAACAGUCUACAGGGCGUUCGAUCAAUCGUGGCUUCUUAUGGGGAUUCCGAAGAAAAGAGGAAGAGCAUCUAGUCGGAUGGCCUCAAUUGACUCAAUCGAAAGAUAAGGGGAACUUUGUGAUUCGGCCUGCCAAAGAGGUGAACCUCGCUAUGCUGGCCAAGUGUGGAUGGCAACUCAUGACCGAAAAACAAACUCUGUGGGCACAAGUCAUGCAUUCCAAAUGCGAGAAGGAUAGAGCAUCCCAGACUCAUUAAACCUAUAAAGUAAAGUUCCUUCACCUGGAACAGCAUCUCCAAAACUGGAAACUUGCUGAAAAAUGGGGUGUGCUUGGAAUAUCCACAAAGGAAACCUCACAUGUUUUUAGUCUGAUGUUGGGAUUUCAUAGGUACCCUUGCAAGAAGUGGCCACCGGACUGAUACCGGAGGAAGACAGGCAUGCCAUGAUUUUCGACUUUGUGGACGAGGAAGGAACCUAGAACACCGAGAAAUUCUGCAACAUUCUGUCAGACGAAGUGACCCAUCGCAUCACAACCCUCGCAGUUGACCCCCUUGCAAGUGAAAAAGAUGUAAUGUUGAUCGCUUGCAUGAUCGAGCUUUAAAUUUAUAAAGUCGAAGCGCACUCACUAGUCAAUCAUAACAAGGCCAAGUAUAACCAAGCUAGGGAUUUAGUUAAGUGGCUCGGUCGUAUUCCAAGGGUCACAGUAUCCUAGGCUACUUAGGCUUGGUCGUUAUCUAGUCAACCUAUUACUUAGCAGGUGGGCAGUUGGUGAUUCCUAAACUAAAGAUUGAUUGAUGAGAAAAGGUACUUGGGGUAACUCCAUCGCCCUACCCUAGGUCUAUCAUGCAAACGUCUAAAUAUGUCGGGUUAAGCGAAUAUGGUGAGUGAGCUUUUUUCCGUGGGCCUUCGUGAUUAUCCACACUCCUCCGAGUACGUCCUACCUACCCCAUUGUCGCCUCAGUAUAGGCUCACAUAUCUGAGGCUCUAAGAACUUAACUCCUUUUAACGGGUACAACCCACCGUCCACACCGAGGUUUCAUCUCGGGUUCCAUCUAGGAAGGCGUUCUUGUGACAGGGGUCUGGUUGCCUCGUUCACCCCAAGACCCUUUUCAUUCAUCUAAGCCUAAUAUGCCAGAUGGCGCAUACUAGCUAACCCUAAAACUUCAUACAAUCAUACCCAUCGUAGAAGCUCAAGUAGGCUAGUAGAGAAGAAUAGAGAGUCUUACCCAAGCACAAUUAAAGCUAGAUGAAGCAU
Messenger RNA from Linum trigynum, 5257 nucleotides. Lineage: Eukaryota; Viridiplantae; Streptophyta; Magnoliopsida; Malpighiales; Linaceae. The record is from the annotation of a GenBank genome assembly.